AUGAGUAUCGUCAGGUAUUUUACCAAACCAUCGGCACCCGAGUCACCAUCGUCGGCAAACAACAAAAGACGCUUAGAUCAGACCGUAGAUAAGGUCGACAAGAGGUCAAAAAACCAACGCUAUGAUGAUUUAAAGUGCCAACGAAAGUUUUUGCCUAAAUGGAUCGAUCAGUGGCCAUGGCUACAACACAGGCAAGAUAAAAUGUUUUGUCAAGUUUGUUUGAAAUAUCCUAGUAUUGCAAAACCGUCGGAAUCAAUACGAUCACAUGAAAGCAGCCGCCCACACUUGGAGUGCUUUGCGUAUUUUCGUAGAGACGACGUCACACAGGUCAUCGGAAGUCCCAACGAGUUGUCAUCUCCAAAUAUAAAUGCGACACCUAUCGGGCUUGCUAUGCGUAAAUUGAAUGACGACCAGCUACGACGAUACAGCAACCUUUUUAGCACAGUGUUUAUGCUUGCCAAGUAUGGGAAACCGAUGUCAGACAUGCCGAUGCAAUGUGCCCUGUUGAGGAAAGUCGGCGCAGAGAUCGGCGAUAACUACCAGAACGACAAAUCUGCUAGUGCUUUCCUAACACAUAUCGCCGCUGUCAUCAAGAAAAACAACAUCCACGAAAUUCAAGAUGCAGCUUUCUUGUCAGUAUUAGCUGAUGGCAGUGCCGAUGUCAGCAUAAUCGAACAAGAAAAUAUUUUUGUUCGUUACGUUUCUAAGGGCGUACCAGUAACGACGAUGGUAAGCAUUGAAGCGCCGGCCCAUUCCCAUGCACUUGGUGUGUACGAAGCGAUCAAAGACGGCCUGAACUCUGUCAAUCUCAACAUGGAAAAUAUGACUUCGCGUGACAAGCCUGGACCUAAAUUAGUCUGUGCUAAUUUUGAUGGCGCAUCCGUCAUGCAAGGACGGAAGUCGGGAGUUGUUGCCCAUAUAUUGGAGGAGGCACCCUACGUUAUACCAGUGCACUGUAUUGCUCACAAGUUAGAGCUCGCUGUACUUGACAGUGUCAAGCAUCUUCCCGAAAUAAACAAGUUUGAGAACACCGUGAAAGGCCUCUUUAACUUUUAUCACUACAGCCCAAAGCAGAGACGGGAUUUAAAGUUAGUUGCACAAAUUCUGGACGAGGAAUUGGCACAUCUUGGAUAUAUCAAACAGGUUAGAUGGUUAUCCAGCAAGGUCAGGGCAGUUAAAGCCAUAAAGAAAAGUCUAUCAGUUGUGGCAUCUCAUUUGGAGGAUGUUGGUUCUGGGAAAGAUGACACUGCAGCUAAAGCACGGGGAUGGCUUAAAGAAGUACAUAGUGUGUCCUUUGUCAAAAUUUUACAUAUCAUGUUGGAUGUACUUCCAAAAGUAGCCGAGAUUUCCCAGAUCUUUCAGAGGGAAGAUCUUUUAGUUACUGAGGUCUGUCAUGAAUUAGAAGCUGCAAUAUUGAAAUUGGUGUCACUAAAAAUAAAACCUACAAAUGCAGCAAACAUGGGAGAAUUUUCCAGACUUUAUGAUCAUGACAAUAAGAAGUUUGGUAGUUUAACCCUGCAUGGUCCAUGUGCUGAAAUUAACUUAUCAGAAGACCGAGUUUUAUUGCAGUUAAUUGAUGGGAUUUGCAAAUAUGUAGAUAAAAGAUUUGACAACUUCUUUGAGCCACCUAUCUCCUACUUUGAAGCAUUCGACAUAACUCGUUGGCCAGCAGAAAGGGAUGAACUUGUACUUCAUGGUGUAGAUGAUGUCACUGCUCUAUUUAAUCACUUCAGUCCUCUGUUUACUGAGGAGGAAGUGGCAUUGGGCAUUGAGCAGUACACCAAUUUAAAAUCAAGGAUGAAAGAUCUACCUGUCACUGGGAUAUAUAAGAUGUACCAGCAUCUGCUUACUAUCAGGCCUCAUAAUCUGCAUGUUAUCUUAAAGCUGGUUGAUAUCAUGUUUACAAUUAGCUGUAGUACUGCAACUUGUGAGAGAUGUUUCUCUCACAUGAAGCAAAUCAAAACUGCCAACCGCUCCUGUCUAAAGCAAUCAUCCUUACAAGCUUUGCUUCGUACAAUGUUACAUGGGCCAACCAUAGUAGAAUUCAAUCCACUACCAGCAAUUCAACAUUGGCUUGAAAGUGGUGGAACGAAACAUAUACAUGGACACGCUCUUCAGCAUGAUGAAUCAGAGAACAAUAUCAUAUCAGUAAACAAAUAGCAAUAUUUGUGAAUGUGAUGAUGUAACUGUUAUGAAAUAAAUAAUGUAUUCCAUUAA
Molecule: messenger RNA, 2217 nt
Organism: Saccoglossus kowalevskii
Lineage: Eukaryota; Metazoa; Hemichordata; Enteropneusta; Harrimaniidae
Product: zinc finger protein 862-like
Molecular function (GO): protein dimerization activity
Source: RefSeq, a predicted model, not a curated record